AUGGGGGUCUCCGGCAGCGCCCCGGCCACCCCCGCCGCGCCCCGCAACAAGCACCUGGCGCACGUCAGCGACCCCCGCUCCCCCAGCGCCGGCAUCCCGCGCACCCCCAUCGAGGUGGUGAGCUCCCCGGCGGGCAGCCCUCAGCCCGGCCCCGCCGAGCCGGCGGCGGGCACCAGCCAGGACCGGGACCCGCGCUCGCCCACGCCCGGCAUCUCCCGCACGCCCAUGAGAGCCGCGUCGAGUGACGGCGCGGACCGCCUGAUGAAGCAGCUCAGCGAGGCCUUCGGGGCGGAGGCCGCGGCCCCGGCGCCGCCGGGAGCGGCCUGCCCCGCCGAGGAGCCGGCGGCCGAGGAGGGGCCGGCCCGGCGGAGCUCCCCGCCCGCCGGCGGCCCGGAGGCGGCCGCCCCCUCGGGGGACGGGGCGGAGAGGCCGCCCUCCCCCGGCGCGGCCCCGGCCCGGCCCGCCCGCCUGGCCGGGCCCGGCUUCCCCGGGAGCAAGCCCGUAAGACGCAAGACCAACAACAAAAUCAUGGCAACACCUGGUGGAACUGGCCGCUCGCCCCUCAGCAUCCUGCAAGAUGAUAAUUCCCCCAGUGCUCCUGCCCCUCGCCAGGGUAAGAGGCACGUGUUGGGAGAGAACCUUGGGGAGAAGAAGGAAGUAACAGUGGAUCUGAGCAGGAGCCUCAAAUCUGGGAACUGUGCUUGGAGGGACUUGAACAAGGAGAACCAACAGUGUCAUUUUGUGGAGAACUAGAUUUCCCUUUCCAGGAUCUCGGUGUAACUUGCUUCUAUGUUUUGAGAGUCGUCUUGGGGUGAGAAAUCCUGCAAUAGACUGAAACUUCAGACUUGUGGUCACUCUUCUCACCUAUCCUUGUUGGGGAAAGGUGAAAGAGCCCACUCUCUCCUAGACUUUGGCUCUUCCAUUGUAUAUCAGCUGUAUCGACUUACUGUAGAGUUCUUAUCUGUAGCAAAUAAAUUUGCAUUA
This is a messenger RNA of Gavia stellata (red-throated loon), 984 nucleotides long. It is a transcript of the gene CDCA3, whose product is annotated as cell division cycle associated 3. The transcript has 5 exons. NCBI's taxonomy places the organism in Eukaryota, Metazoa, Chordata, Aves, Gaviiformes, Gaviidae. The record is from RefSeq and is a predicted model, not a curated record. Bases 1 to 753 code for a protein of 250 amino acids.